UCGCAGAAAAUUAAAAAUAAAACAUUUUACAGUUCAAGUAUUCUUAUCAACAUUUAUGUAACGAAUCUAUCGAGUUUAUUAAAAAAGAAGUUCCAAACUUUAAUAACAGUUUUGUUUAUUUGUCAUUCUUCUUCUCCUUUACCCUUUCAAGCGCCACCUUUUCUUCCUAAAUCCUCUCUCUCUCUCUCUCUCUCCAUAGCUGAAAAAAUGUUCUUCAUCUAACAGUUUAAAGGAACUGUGAAGCAAAUGAGAUAAAGAGAGAUGGGAGGAGUGACGUCAUCGAUUGCGGCGAAGUUGGCUUUUUGUCCGCCGAGUCCGUCGUCAUACAGUCUCGUCUCGGACGAAGUGACAGGACUUUUUCUGAUGAACCCGUUUCCUCACCGUGAGAACGUGGAAAUCUUAAAGCUUAGGACACGUAAAGGAACAGAGAUCGUAGCUAUGUACGUCAGACACCCGAUGGCUACUUCUACUCUGCUUUAUUCACAUGGAAACGCAGCCGAUCUGGGCCAGAUGUAUAAGCUAUUCAUCGAGCUCAGCAUUCAUCUCAAGGUUAAUCUUAUGGGUUACGAUUACUCAGGGUAUGGACAGUCUACUGGAAAGCCCAGUGAGAACCACACAUAUGCUGAUAUAGAAGCUGCGUAUAAAUGUCUCGAAGAGAGCUAUGGAUCAAAACAGGAAGAUGUAAUCCUUUAUGGUCAGUCCGUAGGAAGUGGACCUACACUAGAUCUCGCUGCUCGAUUGCCUCAGUUAAAAGCUGUUGUUCUCCAUAGCCCCAUUCUUUCAGGCCUAAGAGUAAUGUAUCCAGUGAAGAAGACUUAUUGGUUUGACAUCUACAAGAAUAUUGACAAGAUCACACUUGUGAAUUGCCCGGUUCUUGUCAUUCACGGGACUUCAGAUGAAGUUGUGGACUGUUCCCAUGGUAAACAGUUGUGGGAACUCUCUAAAGAGAAGUAUGAACCGCUUUGGCUCGAAGGAGGUAGCCACUGUGAUCUAGAACACUACCCUGAAUACAUCAAACACCUUAAGAAAUUCAUCGCAACCGUAGAGAGACCUCUCUCCUCGAGAGCGAGGGCGAGCACGAGCCAGUCAGAAAACAAGAGCGGUGAUGUGGAAAUGCCGAGGCAGAGCGUAGAUAGAAGAGAGAAGCCACCAAGGCAAAGCGUUGAUAGAAGGGAGAAAGAGAAACCGCCAAAGGGUCCUUCCAAGAAGAGUAAGCUGAGAAUCACUUUCGAGCAGCACUUAGAUCGGUCGAGGAGGAGCGUUGACCUCCAUGACAAGACAAGGAAGAGCGUUGACCAUCAUCAUCAUCAGAUUGAGAGAGGGAGGAAGAGUGUUGAUAAGUUGGAUAGAGUACGGUCUGAAUAAACCGGAGAAAUCGUACAUAUAAUUGUUGUUACAGAACAUGAACAUUUGAUCUUGAUCUUGAUUACGAUUCUAAUGUCUUUUUUUUUUCUUGUUUUGAAUGUGAGUUGUUAAUUAUAGUUUAUUUGGGUAUGAUAAUUUUUUUUCAGGAUG
Molecule: messenger RNA, 1515 nt
Organism: Raphanus sativus (radish)
Lineage: Eukaryota; Viridiplantae; Streptophyta; Magnoliopsida; Brassicales; Brassicaceae
Exons: 5
Coding region: 262-1365 (367 amino acids)
Source: RefSeq, a predicted model, not a curated record